UCCAGUGAAAAUGCUGUCAUCGUGCCGUCAUAAGUGUAGUGGCAGCCUGGCAGACCCAGUUGGAAUAACGUUAUGAACAACUUAACCAAAACAGAGGAGGGUCUGACACUGGAUGCAUAUGAAAGCGUAACAUUAACAUUUUUAGUAUUGCAGCCAGAUAACAUUAGCAGCUAUUUAUGCUGCACAAAGCAGAGCUGGCGAAUAGCCUGAAUUAGGGUAGAGGUACAGGCAACAGUAGAGCCGCUUUGAUCCGAUGCAGGUAUGUGUUGUGAAUGUGACGCCGAAGGAAAUAUCACUAAGGACGGUUCGACUGGCUAAUGUUAGUUAGGUUAGCUAGCCACCUUGAUGCAAGUCACAUCCCCUUUGAAGAUGCAAGUCGCAUUGACUUGUUCUGAGCAGCGAGUGAGGGCUUAACUCUCCAACCCUGGAAGGUAAACAGACGUGAACCCUGCUCCAGGUUCAGAAUGAUGGCUGAGAUUCAUCCAAGAUUUCACUUUCUACCCCUUCUGUAACUUGCAGCUUUGUAACCCUUGCCUGUUGGUAAAUUUAAACUGGGUAAGCGCUGGCUCCACCUAUUGACUUGUCAUGGGACUUUAAUAGGAUAAUGUGAACUGACUUUAAAGAAAUACUGUCUUCCUUUUGACACCCUCCUGGCUAAAUGACAGGAUGAUUGACAAAUAUGAAAUAACUGCAGUUUGACGGGAUAUCACUUUCCUACUUAUCUGAGAUUGAUCUGUGGGAUUCAGUCCCAUCUCGAAUUUCUGUCCUGCUUUUUUUUUUUUAACCUUUUCCUGGGCCAUGGUUCGCAAGAAAGGCUCUCUUAUACUAUGUGGUGCCUUCCUGUUUGUUGCCUGGAAUGCUUUGCUUUUACUUUAUCUCUGGGGUCGCCCUCCGAUCGGUCGCCUCGGGGAAGGGGGAGGAGCUGAGCCAGGAGGAAAAGAGGAGUGGGGCGGAGGCAGAGGAAAAGAAGUUCAAGCCAACCUGGCUGGCGAGGUAAUCAGGUUGGCAGAGGAGGUUGAAUUUCAGCUUGAGACCCAGAAAAAGCUACUGAAGCAGAUUGAAAGUCAUAGGGCAGUCUGGGCUCGACAGAAGGAUGUUGGCAAAAGAGAAAUGGAUGACACAAAGGAAGUCCACCACCAAAUUCCUGUUAAAGACAGCAUAGGCGACAGGACCCAAACUGAAGUACAAUUGCAUCAGCCUGUUCAUAAAGAAGCUGCGUCAUUGGAACAGCACCUGGCCGUUGAAAUUAAGAAAGAAAUAAUUGGUUACACUAAAUUGCAGAGUUCUCCUGUUCCUCCAGAUGUUAUAAUUCCUAUUUUAGUUAUUGCCUGUGACAGGGUGACUGUAAAACGGAGUCUCGACAGACUAAUACAGUAUCGCCCUUCUUCUGAGCUACAUCCAAUCAUUGUCAGCCAAGACUGCGGCCACACCGAGACUGCUCAUGUGAUUGGAUCAUAUGGAAAUCAAGUUCUGCACAUAAAGCAACCAGACCUGUCAGACAUCAGAGUUCGACCAGAGCACAGGAAGUUCCAAGGCUACUACAAAAUUGCUCGACAUUACCGCUGGGCACUCAACCAGGUGUUUAACACAUUUUCCCACUCUACUGUGGUCAUAGUGGAGGAUGACUUGGAGGUGGCACCUGAUUUCUUUGAGUAUUUUAGCGCCUUGUACCCAAUCUUACGCUCAGAUCCCACCUUAUGGUGUGUUUCUGCCUGGAAUGAUAAUGGCAGAGAUGCCUUGGUGGAUCCAUCCAAAGCUGAGCUCCUUUACAGAACAGACUUCUUCCCUGGGCUGGGCUGGAUGCUGCUGAAGGAAAUGUGGUUUGAGCUGGAACCCAAGUGGCCCUCAGCUUUCUGGGAUGACUGGAUGCGUCAACCAGAGCAGCGCAAGGACCGCUCCUGCAUUCGUCCAGAAAUCUCUCGGACUAUUACUUUUGGACGGAAAGGUGUUAGUUUAGGUCAGUUCUUUGACCAGUACCUUCGUUAUAUUAGGCUAAACACUGAAUUUGUGCCUUUUACCAAGCAGGAUCUAUCUUAUUUGUUAAAAGAGAAAUACGAUGAAAUGUUUAUUAAAGAAGUUUACAGCGCCUCACUAGUGAGGAUUGAGGACCUGCAACAAGGAAGCAGUUUAAGGGGACUUGGACUAUACAGGGUACAAUACUCCAGCCGGGACAGUUUUAAAGUCCUUGCUCGAAACUUAGGGGUGAUGGAUGACUUAAAAUCUGGAGUUCCUCGUACAGGUUACAGAGGAGUGAUCUGCUUCCUGUACAAAGGUCGAAGGGUGUUCUUGGCCCCACCAGAGGGCUGGACGCAGUAUGACAUUAGCUGGAGCUGAGAGACUGAUCCAGACUGUACAAUGUGAAUGGUGUUGAAGAGGGGAGAGACCCAUUCUCUAAAGAAUACCCUCUCAGACCAAAGAUAAUUUUAGCAGACACAGUGGUUCAUAAAGGAAGUGAUGCCGUACAGGGUUCUUUGCAGCUGUGAGAUUAAGUUGUUACGGUUCAGGUUAAAGGGGUUAAGGAAGCUUCUAAAAAAAGGGUGCUCAUUUAAAACAAGCAAGUUCAGGUUCACACAGACUUCAACAAGACGUUUGUGUUACUUGUUUAAAAAGAAAAUUCCAACCAUAAACUGUUUUAUAACAUGCUAUGCUUUCUGGCCUUGUUUGGUGAUUUUUUUUUUAUUCUUGUGAAAUAAUGGCCAGAUGAAACUAAACACCACACUAUUGACUAAAUGCCAGAGGUUUGCAGAGACUGUAAGUGGAGUUUGUCAUUGUUAUGAUUUGUACAGAAAGUGCCUGUUUGUGUUGCUAAAAAUGAGCCGCAGUGUUUUGUGUAGCAAUUGGGGGAAAAAAAUGUAUAAAAUUCUAACAUUUAGGAAAGAUUUAAAGGAAUUGGUUGCAAUUAAUUCAACCCUCUAAGUUAUUCGACAUUUUGAUUUAACCUGCUACAAGGAAUUAGGUGAUAAGUCUGUCUAUAGAAAGUUGUGAUGUUAGAGGGCUAACAAAAAGAACAAGAAAGAAAAACAUAUGUGUGCAGGAAUCAGAGGUGCAGUUUGCUACGAGUCACUCUUGGAUUAGUCAAAAAUUUAAAUUUGGAUUUAGUGCACAACAGUAAACCAAAUGUGCAGUAACACUAAAUUGUUCAGUAUGUUUCAAAUGAAGCAGGUCAGGCCACAUUCAAAGGGAGUUUUUAGAACCAGUCCUGAAUCACUAUUAUAAAGGUCCAGCAAAACCACUGCUGUGUUUUUGAGUCUCAAAACAGUGAAUUGUAUUAAUAGGCACAACAGCACGCUUACGUUUCUAUGAUGAUAACUGCACUCAGGUUACUAAAGAAAGAAAACUUAAACAAAACAUGCCCACGCUGGCACAUCUGACCAAUCACUGUGGCUCAUCUAAUUUUGUCAGAAAGGACAUGAGACAAGCACUUCCUUUUUUGUCUUUAUUUUUUUUGGGCAGUUGAGUAUUAAAUGCAACUGUGCAAUGGAUGAAUGACAGAUGAUGUUUAGGAAAGUUCUAAUAUUUUUACAAAGCUGAAAACAAGAUUAAUUUUAAUUGGACCCCAGAUGCAGAGCAAAAUGUAACUCCACAACAACCAAACCACAGUUUUCUGAAAUAUCUAUGACUAAUAGUUUUCCAACAGUAAGACAGAGGAGUGGCUAGAAAUGUGAUUAUCACUGUACUGUAAUUAGCUUUGGAAGAUGGAUCCAUGUCUGUAUGGUGAUGAUAAAAAUCACUGCCUGAGGUGUUUAUAACUUUAUAACAGUAUAAUUAAAAACAAAUAUUUUGAUAUUUGUCAACAUGC
This is a messenger RNA of Betta splendens (Siamese fighting fish), 3799 nucleotides long. It is a transcript of the gene mgat1b, whose product is annotated as alpha-1,3-mannosyl-glycoprotein 2-beta-N-acetylglucosaminyltransferase b. The record is from RefSeq and is a predicted model, not a curated record. Lineage: Eukaryota; Metazoa; Chordata; Actinopteri; Anabantiformes; Osphronemidae. The coding region runs from base 799 to 2334 and encodes 511 amino acids. The transcript has 4 exons. Gene Ontology annotation, cellular component: Golgi apparatus. Gene Ontology annotation, molecular function: alpha-1,3-mannosylglycoprotein 2-beta-N-acetylglucosaminyltransferase activity. Gene Ontology annotation, biological process: protein N-linked glycosylation.